Monoraphidium neglectum is the source of this 1410-nucleotide messenger RNA. RefSeq lists its product as hypothetical. NCBI's taxonomy places the organism in Eukaryota, Viridiplantae, Chlorophyta, Chlorophyceae, Sphaeropleales, Selenastraceae. The record is from RefSeq and is a predicted model, not a curated record. The transcript has 6 exons. The coding region runs from base 1 to 1410 and encodes 469 amino acids.
AUGCAGGACUCUGUGCCGCGCCUCAAGGAGCGGCUGGCGCGCAUUCGGGCACAGGCCGCUGCGCUCGAGGCCGAGAGGGAGGUGCUGCGACUGCGCCUGGUGGCCCUGAGUGUGGUGGCCAGGGCGAUGGAUGAGGUCGUCGCCCACCUGAGGGUGAUGCGGCUGGCUGAGCUGGUGCGCCAUGCGCCGGCGCUCGCGCCGACGGCGGCGCCCGCGCCCGCUGCCGCGGCGCGGUCCACCUGCGCGGGACCCCAGAGUAGCUGUGGCCUGGCCUGCGCGACACUAGGCUGGUGCGGCGUCGACGGCGGCAACCAGGGCUUCGUCGCCCUUGGGCCGGGGUCCGCGUUGAGCGACGCGGCACAGGGGGGCGCUGCCACCUGCUCCAACGUGCGCGGCGUGAUCGGCGGCGGCGGCAGCCCGUUGAGCUGCGCAGAAGCGCCCCCGCCGAGCCGCGGUCCGGUCAGCAGCCUGGGCUCGGCGGAGAGCGCCCUCGACGCAGUCUGGGACCGCCUGCCCCACCUGGCGCCUGGCCGCAGCCUGCUCAACCUCGAAAGCGUAACCCUCGAGCAGGUCAAGGAGGUCCGGGCCAUGGAUGCGGCCCAGGCGCGCCUCAUGUUCCAAAGCUGCCUCGAGCCCGCCCUCCGGGACAUCAACAGGGCGGCAAGCCCCGACCAAGCCGCCCGCGCCCCCUGCACGCCGGGCCUCGGGGCCGUCGGGCGGCGGCUGGGGUCGUUCCUGGGGCUGCUGGCGAUCUGGAACGCCGACGCGUACGCGGGGUUGAUGGGCGGGCACCUGCUGACGGGGCGGCCGGCGGCCGGGAUGGAGGACGCGAGGCUGCCGCACUGGGAGCGCUGCGUGCGGGGCGCGGGGCUCACGAGGGUGCAGCUGCACGCCUCCACCUGCGGCCUGCCCGCGGUCUCUCCUGCCGCGUCACUCGCGUCGCCCGCUGCAUCUGUCGCUAGCGCCAGCGCCAGCGCAAGCGUGAGCGCCGGCGCGGCGCGUAGCAACGGGCCCGGCGAUCCGGACUACUGGCUUCAGGGACCGCACGCGUCGCAGCCACCGCACGAGGCGCCGCCGCGCAUGGCGCAGCCGCCAGCGGCGCUGGCGGCUGGGGCGCCGUGGCUUCGCCUGACGGAGAGCACGCCUGCGGCCGAGGCGCUGGCAGAGGCUCUUGCCGAGAGUUCACGGUGUGAAAGCACGGCGAUGAUGAUGAUGAUGCAGGCAUCCAGGGCCGUGAUGCACCCCGCCCAGCUGGCCAAGUGCAUGGCUUUUGCAUUCCCCUGGCCGCUCCACGACGCCGAGUGCUGGCGCGUCCUGGCGCACACUAUGAAGUUCACACCCGAGGUUUUCCCGGACAGGAUCAAGUUCUCGGCGCCCCAAGACAACUGCUUCCGCCCGCGCAAGGGCUGA